Molecule: messenger RNA, 1305 nt
Organism: Babesia microti strain RI
Lineage: Eukaryota; Apicomplexa; Aconoidasida; Piroplasmida; Babesiidae
Product: 2-oxoisovalerate dehydrogenase E2 component (dihydrolipoyl)
Exons: 7
Coding region: 1-1305 (434 amino acids)
Cellular component (GO): mitochondrion; cytoplasm
Molecular function (GO): lipoic acid binding; acetyltransferase activity
Source: RefSeq, a predicted model, not a curated record
AUGAUAUUGAGCAUACUGUCGAGGAGGCUGAGGCCGAGCACGCAAUAUUUAGCCCAUCCCAUUAAAUUUAACUAUUGCAUACAUAAUUUGACAUUGCUGCAAAGGGAAUUUGCCACAAAAGUGUUCAAGCUAUCCGAUAUAGGAGAAGGUAUCACUGAAGUUGAAUUAAUAAAGUGGGAUAAACAAGUGGGAGAUGAAGUGGAAGAGAUGGAAUCCGUUUGCACAGUACAGUCAGAUAAGGCGGCUGUGGAAAUCUCUAGUAGAUUCACAGGGAAAGUCGAGAAGUUAUACUACCAGCCAGGGGAUAUUGUAAAAGUUGGAGAUCCACUCAUGGACAUAGACAUUGUUGAGGAGGCUGAAGCGGCGGCUUCUGUAACCAAAGAUUCUUCUCACAUAGAACCCUUAGGUACUAGUAUUUCUGUUUCAACCAACAUUGGUGUAAAUGACACAACAUCUACUAGGGAUAAUAGCAUUUCAGGAGUUAUGGCAACUCCUGCAGUGAAGAAAAUGGCCAAAGAUUUGGGCAUUGAUAUUUUAAAAGUAGCUGGUUCAGGGCCAAACGGAAAAAUCACCAAAGAGGAUUUACACAAAAUCACCAGGCACUCAACAGACCAAUUAGAAGGUACCGUUAUAAAGUUAUCCGGUAUUCCUCUCGCAAUGGCCAAGGCCAUGACUGAAUCUAUGGCCAUACCAAAUGUUACGAUUGGACAGAAUGUGGAUUUUACUGAUUUGGUGGCGAAGGCUAAAUCUAUAUCUGAGACAGUAAUUGGUGUCAAAAUAACGGUGACUCCACUGUUAAUAAAAAUAUUCUCUCUGGCCAUAGAAAAGUACCCUAUAUUCAACUCCAAAUUUGGACCGAAUAAUCAAUAUACUGUAUUUAAGAAUCACAACAUUUCCGUGGCAAUUGCCACUGAACACGGAUUGGUCGUACCCAACGUGAAAAACGUGCAAAACAAGAAUAUCAAAGCAAUUGCCGAGGAUAUGUGUAGGUUGCAAAAACUAGCAACGGAUAAGUUGUUGUCAAAGGAUAAUGUAAGCUGCGGGACUUUUACAAUCUCCAAUUUGGGAAGUAUUGGAUGUUCUAGUGUAUCUCCAAGAUUGUUUGAUGGACAGGCUGCAAUCGCUGGGAUUACUUCUGCUGAAUUAGUACCAAAAUUCGUUGGAAAUGAAAUAAAAGGACGAAGAAUUGCUCAGAUUGGAUUGACUGCGGACCAUCGUCAUAUUGAUGGUGCGGCAAUGGCACUCUUUCUCAAAGAGGUGAAAAGGAUUAUUGAAAACCCGGUUCAGUUGGAUUCAUUUCUAUGA